Messenger RNA from Parnassius apollo (apollo), 1107 nucleotides. The record is from the annotation of a GenBank genome assembly. Lineage: Eukaryota; Metazoa; Arthropoda; Insecta; Lepidoptera; Papilionidae.
AUGAGUGAUCAACCGGGUCCCUCGCGGCCGAAACGAAAGAAAAUGGAGCCAGUUUAUAAGAUAACUGACAGUGAUAUUGAAGAGCAGCUUUUGGGCAACGACUCUGAUGAUGACUUCCAGCUUGAGGACAUGUCAUCAGAUGAUGAUGAAGAGGAAAUCGAGCGGCAAAAUAUUAUGCAAAUGGCGGCUAUGGAUUUACAAUUAGCGUCGCAACGUACUCGUCGAAGGAGUCCGUCAUUAGAAGCAAUACAACAACCAGAAAGAUUAGCACUACCUGAGGAAGGAGCUACUUCUUCAUGGACAACGACAUGUGAGCUAAAAAAAAUUGAUUUCACUAAACAAAAUGAGUUCUUUGGCGCGCCUGACCCAACUCCAAUCGCAUUUUUCAAUUUCUUCUUUGAAGAUGAUUUCCUUGCAAUGAUUUGUGAAAAAACUAAUGCUCAAGCCAGAAAGUUAUUUCUUUUCGGUGUUUCGGAAUCAUCAAGAAUAACUAAUUGGAAGGACGUGGACGUUCCUGAACUGAAAAUAUUCCUUGGCUUACUUUUCCACAUGGGUUCUUUUCAGCUGCCCCGACUACAAGAUUACUGGAAAAAGAGCCGGUUAUUUUCAAUACCUAUUUUUGGUCAACAGAUGAGUAGAAAUAGAUAUUUCCUAAUAAUGAGAUGUCUUCACUUCAGCUCAGAGACAGAGAUAGUGAAUGAUGACCCACUGUACAAAAUACGUAGUGUCGUUGAUUAUUUCAACCAAAAAAUGAAUACAUGCUAUUAUCCUGGCAAAGAGCUGUCGUUGGAUGAGAGCAUGGUUCUGUGGAGAGGGCGACUGAGAUUCAAGCAGUAUGUAAAAAACAAGCGCCAUAAGUAUGGUAUCAAACUAUACAUGUUGACUGAACCUGAUGGUCUCAUUUUGAAGUUUCGAGUAUAUGCUGGGAGCCAAGACCAUGAUGUUGCUGGAAAAGGGCACGCCGAAAAGGUUGUAAUGCAAUUGAUGGAGGAGAAACUUCACAAUGGACACUCAUUAUAUAUGGAUAACUAUUAUAAUAGUUUCCACUUGGCUAAACGUCUUUUACAUAAUAAGACUUACUGUAGUGGAACUUUAAGAAGGAUUUGA